Molecule: messenger RNA, 1824 nt
Organism: Nerophis lumbriciformis (worm pipefish)
Lineage: Eukaryota; Metazoa; Chordata; Actinopteri; Syngnathiformes; Syngnathidae
Source: RefSeq, a predicted model, not a curated record
UUUGUGAAUCACGCCUUGGAGCUGCUCGUUUUGAGGAAUUACGGACCGGAAGUGUGGGAAGACAUCAAGAGAGAAGCGCAACUGGACAUCGAGGGCCAGUUCCUUGUUCGAAUAAUUUACGAUGACGCCAAAACGUACGAUCUUGUCGCUGCUGCCAGCAAAGUUCUCAAGAUUGACGCGGGAGCCAUCCUGCAGAUGUUUGGAAAGAUGUUCUUUGAGUUUUGCCAAGAGUCGGGAUAUGACACCAUUUUGCGUGUGCUGGGAUCAAACGUUCGCGAAUUCCUUCAGAAUUUGGAUGCCCUCCACGACCACUUGGGCACCAUCUAUCCUGGAAUGAGGGCUCCCUCGUUCCGUUGCACGGAUGCUGAGAAGGGCAACAAUCUGAUUCUCCACUACUAUUCGGAGAGAGAAGGCCUGCAGGACAUCGUGAUUGGCAUCAUUAAAACAGUUGCACAGCAAAUCCAUGGCACGGAGAUAGAGAUGAAGAUGAUCCAGCCCAAAAGCGAGGAGUGCGACCACAUCAAGUUCCUGAUUGAGGAAAAAGAAUCUGAGGAAGAAGCCUUCUACGAAGAUCUGGACGGCUUCGAGGAGAACGGCACGCAGGAAACACGAAUCAGCCCAUAUACCUUUUGCAAGGCCUUUCCCUUUCACCUGAUGUUCGACAAAGACUUGAUGCUCACACAGUGCGGCAACGCCAUUUACCGAGUGCUGCCUCAGCUCCAACCUGGUGCCUGCAUCCUCCCUUCAGUUUUCUCCCUGGUCCGCCCGCACAUUGACUUCAGCUACCAUGGCAUUCUUUCGCACAUCAACACGGUUUUCGUCCUGCGAAGCAAGGAGGGUCUACUUAAUGUGGAGACGGUGGAAAACGAGGACGAGCUGACAGGGGUAGAGAUCAGCUGUCUGCGGUUGAAAGGACAGAUGAUAUAUUUGCCCGAAGCUGAAAACAUCCUCUUUCUUUGCUCGCCCAGUGUGAUGAACCUGGACGACCUUACACGAAGGGGUCUGUACCUGAGCGACAUCCCGCUGCACGACGCCACACGAGACUUGGUGCUCUUGGGCGAGCAGUUCCGCGAGGAGUACAAGCUGACCCAGGAGCUGGAGAUCCUCACUGACCGUCUUCAGCACACACUCCGGGCAUUGGAAGAUGAGAAGAAGAAAACAGACAGAUUGCUGUACUCUGUCCUGCCGCCGUCUGUUGCCAACGAGCUGAGACACAAGCGGCCCGUCCCGGCCAAGCGUUACGACAACGUUACCAUUCUUUUCAGCGGCAUCGUGGGCUUCAACGCCUUCUGCAGCAAGCACGCAUCUGCCGAGGGCGCCAUCAAGAUUGUCAACCUGCUCAACGACGUUUACACCCGCUUCGACAUCUUGACCGAUUCGCGAAAUAACCCUUACGUGUACAAGGUGGAGACAGUGGGUGACAAGUACAUGACGGUAAGCGGUCUACCUGAGCCGUGCACGCACCACGCCAAAUCCAUCUGCCACCUCGCGCUGGACAUGUUGGAGAUCGCAGGACAGGUCAAAGUGGAUGACGAGCCCGUGCAGAUUACUAUCGGGAUCCACACGGGAGAGGUAGUGACGGGGGUGAUUGGCCAGAGGAUGCCCCGCUACUGCCUUUUUGGCAACACAGUCAACCUCACAAGUCGCACGGAAACCACUGGGGAAAAAGGCAAAAUUAAUGUUUCAGAGUAUACUUACAGGUGUUUGCAGUCCGCCGAGAACGCAGACCCUCAGUUCCACCUGGCAUACCGAGGCCCGGUCACCAUGAAGGGGAAGAAAGAACCCAUGAAGGUGUGGUUCCUGUCCAGACAGGAAGUCCACUGA